Doryrhamphus excisus (bluestripe pipefish) is the source of this 1439-nucleotide messenger RNA. RefSeq names its product brix domain containing 2 (gene brix1). Gene Ontology annotation, cellular component: nucleolus. The record is from RefSeq and is a predicted model, not a curated record. Gene Ontology annotation, biological process: ribosomal large subunit assembly; rRNA processing. NCBI's taxonomy places the organism in Eukaryota, Metazoa, Chordata, Actinopteri, Syngnathiformes, Syngnathidae. Gene Ontology annotation, molecular function: rRNA binding.
CUCAUGGGCGGAACUCGCUUCAAACCACGCGAGAAUUGUGUUCCUGAGUGUGUAGUUGUAAAACAAACAUGUCGGCUCCCAAGCGGAAACGUGGAGGACAGCAUGCCGGUGGAAAAAAGGCAAAACAAGUGAAAAUAAUCGCAGAUGGGGGUGACCCAUUAAGGGAAAACACAGAAGAAAUGAAGAAUGUAAUCACAAUUCCAGCACCGGUUUCUAUGGGCAAGUGGACCAACAAGGAAAGGGUACUUAUUUUCUCUUCCAGAGGCACCGACUUUAGAACAAGACAUUUGAUGCAAGACCUAAGGAGCAUGAUGCCACAUUCAAAAGCCGAUACAAAAAUGGACAGAAAGGACAAGCUGUUUGUGAUUAAUGAAGUGUGCGAGAUAAAAAACUGCAACAAGAGCCUGUUUUUUGAAGCCAAAAAGAAACAGGACCUCUAUAUGUGGAUUUCAAACUGUCCUCGUGGACCCUCUGCAAAAUUCCUAGUUCAGAACAUACACACACUGGCUGAGCUCAAGAUGACAGGAAACUGCCUGAAAGGAUCCAGGCCGCUGCUGUCAUUUGAUCCGAAAUUUGAUAAGGAGCCCCACUAUGCUUUGCUGAAGGAGCUUUUCAUUCAGACCUUUUCCACACCACGCUAUCACCCAAAAAGUCAGCCAUUUGUGGACCACGUCUUCACCUUCACCAUUGCCGACAACAGGAUUUGGUUCAGAAACUACCAGAUUAUCGAGGAGGACGCCUCGCUUGUGGAAAUUGGACCUCGCUUUGUCCUCAACCUCAUCAAGAUCUUUCAGGGGAGCUUCGGCGGGCCCACGCUUUUUGAGAAUGCAGACUUCAAGUCUCCCAAUAUGCAUCGGCGAGAGAGCCGCCUGGCAGCAGCGGCCAGGGUGCGCGAGAGGCAGAUGGUGAAGGAGAUGCACAAAAUGAGCAAGACCCAAGCAAAGCCGGACCUCAUUACAGACGUCACCGAGAACGUCUUCGACACACCGGCCGAGGACAAACCCCUUCACAUUGAAACGGAGCCACCGGAGCCCGAAGAGGUGAAGAAGAAGAACAACAAAUUGUUCAAAAGGAAGCGGAUGCAGAAGUCGUGCAGGUGAAAGAAAAGACUGCCAGAAAGGAGAUGAAUACGUUUAUCGAAAUAAUGUGAUGAUUUACACAACACAUUAAAGUUACUACACGUCCAAAUGGUAACUUUUUAUUUUUUCUCAAUACAAUGUUCCAGCAGUGUACAAAACAGUUUCAUUUGGAUUAUUAAUAUCAAUGUAUCAAUGCCAUUAAGUUUCACUUCCUGUACUAGUAUAUGUUUAGUAUAGUAUCAUGAACAGCACAAAAUCAAACAACUCAAGUAUGCCUAGUGGGGUACAUUUUGGUCAUCUACAGCCAUGGCUUUCUAAUUUCAGUUGUCUGUAUGCCAUAAUAAAGUGAUCAGAGUUUUA